GUCAGGCAUACAAAGACGGACGGUUACUAUUUAGAGAUGCGGGGUCGGAGCUGCAGUUGGCAUCGCAGCGAAUCCAUCCUGCCUCGUCGGCAGUCCUGCAUUGAACUUUAACGCAGCACCACCUAGGCGGAUGCUUGUCGUCGGUACAUCAAUGGUUUGAUCCGAAGCCCGACAAACACCAACAAAAAAUCGUGUUUGACGAUUACGAUGGACCCCCAAGAGGUCACGGGACUGGCCAAAAAAGUCUGGGCCAGAUACAAGCUGGCCGAGCCGACCAAGCGAAUCCUCAUCGGCAUCGCGGGCAUUCCCGGCGCCGGCAAGACCACCUUGGCGCGCCGCGUGGUCGAUGAGCUGAAAGCAAUCCAGCUCGCCGAGGAUGGGACGGCAGACGGCGAAUUCGUAACCGACAUCCCCAUGGACGGUUACCAUCUCACGCGCGCACAGCUGGCCGCAAUGCCGGACCCCGAGAUGGCAAUCCACCGCCGCGGCGCCGCCUUCACCUUUGACGGCGAGGGCUUCCUUGCGUUGCUGCAGAAGCUAUCUCUCCCGGUCGAGGAGGAUUCUGGGGCGCAGGGCACGGUGACGAUCUAUGCGCCCAGCUUUGACCACGCCGUCAAGGAUCCUGUCGCCGACAGCAUUCCCAUCUCCCCCAAGAUGCGCAUCGUCAUCAUCGAGGGCAACUACCUGGCGCUUGACAGAGAGCCGUGGAAGUCUGCCGCCUCGCUGCUUGACGAGAUAUGGUUUGCCAAUGUCGAUCGGGAGGUUGCGAGGGAGAGGCUGGCCAAGAGGCACGUCGAGGCUGGGAUUGUACCCGACGAGGAGGCCGCCAGGGAGAGGAUCAGGACCACUGACUUCCUCAACGCGGAUGACAUUGAACAAAAUUUGCUGCCGGUGAGCGAAAGGGUCAGGUGCGGCUGAAUGAGAGUGGAUGCUUCUGUCGCUCCAACCGUAUCGGAAAUCUAUUAGAGACAUUGUUUCUACAUGAUGAAAUUUACAAAUAAUAAAUACCAGCAAAUGGAAUCCCCAUCUUCUCACUC
This is a messenger RNA of Pyricularia oryzae 70-15, 1037 nucleotides long. RefSeq names its product phosphoribulokinase/uridine kinase. The transcript has 2 exons. The coding region runs from base 208 to 918 and encodes 236 amino acids. Gene Ontology annotation, molecular function: ATP binding; kinase activity. Gene Ontology annotation, cellular component: cytoplasm. The record is from RefSeq and is a predicted model, not a curated record. NCBI's taxonomy places the organism in Eukaryota, Fungi, Ascomycota, Sordariomycetes, Magnaporthales, Pyriculariaceae.